GUUUGCGAGUAAUCGUCACCGACGUCGCCGCCGCUGCCGCCGCCCUACGUGGUUUCGCUGCCGCCGGCGGUUCAACUCCCUCCUUUCUCUCCUCACUCCGUAUUUUUUUUUUUUCUGAUUCUGUCUUUGCUUUUUCUGUCCGUGUUUUCCACUCUUCUACGACAGAAUAUAAUUGAAGCCCUUCGCUUCUCCACGCCGACCGUUACUUCUUGCCGAGCCCUAGCUUUCUGUAAGAUCCGCGAGGCAGCAAUUUGACCCCAACCUAUCUAAUCCGGCGUUCUCGGGACCUGAGCCGUUUUCAAGCUGCUGUGAUGGGCAAGUCUCAGAAAUCUUCCAAGGAAGUGGAUGAGUUAAGUAAAGAAAUCUCUAGAGAUGUUACUGCAAAUGGCUCCACAGAAGGAAUCAAUGAAAAAGAUGACAGAUUCCAACCUAGUGAUCUUGUGGAUUCAUUGGAGGAUGAGGGAUCUCCUUAUGACAGUGGAGAGGAUGAUCAAGAUGCUAGUGAUUACAAAAGUCAUAGUAAUGCGGAGGAAAGCGACUCCUCUGAAGAUGAGGUGCAGGGAUCUCCUUAUGACAGUGGAGAGGAUGAUCAAGAUGCUAGUGAUUACAAAAGCCUUAGAAGUGCGGAGGAAAGCGACUCCUCUGAAGAUGAGGUGCAGGGAUUUUCUUAUGACAGUGGAGAGGAUGAUCAAGAUGCUAGUGAUUACAAAAGCCAUAGAAGUGCGGAGGAAAGCGACUCCUCCGAAGAUGAGGUGCCUUCAAGAAAUACUGUUGGGGAUGUUCCAUUGGAGUGGUACAAAGAGGAGGAGCAUAUCGGGUAUGAUAUUACUGGGAAAAAGAUCAAGAAGCGGGCUAGGAAGGACAGGAUUGAAUCUUUUUUAGCUGGAGUCGAUGAUGCGAAAAAUUGGAGGAAGAUUUAUGAUGACUACAAUGAUGAGGAAGUGGAGUUGACGAAGGAGGAGGUUAAAAUGAUUCAUAGAAUGUUGAGGGGUAAGACACCACAUGCUGGAGUUGAUCCAUAUGCGCCUUAUGUUGAUUGGUUUGAAUGGGAGGACAAAGGGCACCCUCUUUCUAAUGCACCAGAGCCAAAGAGGCGGUUCAUUCCUUCAAAAUGGGAACAGAAGAAGGUUGUUCGAUACAUUAGAGCUAUUCGAAAAGGGUUUCUUAAGUUUGACAAACCAAAGGAGGAACCUCAUGUUUAUUUGUUAUGGGGUGAUGAUUCAACUGCAGCUGAAAACAAGAGGCAUGGUUUGAGUUAUAUUCCGGCUCCCAAACCAAAACUGGCAGGUCAUGAAGAAUCAUAUAAUCCUUCUGUAGAGUUCAUUCCUACUCAGGAGGAGAUCAACUCUUACCAGUUAAUGCUUGAGGAAGACCGUCCUAAGUUUAUUCCUAGAAGGUUCGAAUCACUACGGAAUGUGCCAGCUUAUGAGAAUGCAAUUAAAGAAACCUUUGACCGAUGCCUUGAUCUCUAUUUAUGUCCUAGAACCCGAAAAAAACGUAUUAACAUAGAUCCAGAAUCUCUAAAGCCCAAGUUACCUAGUCUGAAAGAUUUGAGACCUUAUCCCUCUACAUGUUAUCUUGAGUACAGAGGGCAUACAGGCCCUGUGAAGACAAUAUCAAUUGAUAUAUCAGGGCAGUGGAUGGCAUCUGGUUCAUCCGAUGGUACAGUCCGUGUUUGGGAGAUCGAAACCAGUCGUUGUAUUAAAGUUUGGGAUGUUGGUGAAGCUGUCAAUCAUGUAACAUGGAACCCAUUACCCGAACUUCCUAUUCUGUCAAUUUCUGUAGGGCGUGAUGUGCUUAUUUUAGAUACUAGAUUGGCAAAUGCAGAGAACCAGGCAAGGGUCAAGGAGUUGCUUCACGUGGAGGAAUCACUAUUAGAGGAGGAUGAGGGAAAUACCACUCCUGUGGUGAGAUGGGUUCGAGAUGAUAAAUAUGAUGCCAUCCGAUUAAAGCAUCUCAAGGCUGUGACAACAAUUGAUUGGCAUCGGAAAGGAGACUAUUUCACUACUGUGGUUCCUAGUGGUCAUACAAGAGCAAUAUUGAUGCACCAACUCUCCAAGAAGCAUACACAUAGUCCAUUUCAGAAGUUGCGUGGUCUUCCAGUCACUGCAGUUUUUCAUCCAACACGAUCGAUGUUCUUCAUAUCAACCAAGACUCAUGUCUGGGUUUAUGAUCUUCUGAAGCAAAAGGUUGUCAAGAAGCUCGAGACUGGUCUUCAAGAGGUUUCUUCGAUUUCAAUUCAUCCAGGAGGUGAUAAUGUCAUUGUGGGCAGCAAGGAAGGAAAAAUGUGCUGGUUUGAUAUGGACCUUUCAUCCAAACCAUAUAAGACCUUGACGAGCCACCAUAUGAAAGAUAUCACAAAUGUCGCGUUUCAUCGCUUGUACCCUCUCUUUGCCUCUAGUUCAGAAGACUGCACUGCUUAUGUGUUCCACGGAAUGGUAUACUCUGAUCUUAAUCAGAAUCCUCUCAUUGUCCCAUUGAAAAUUUUGCGUGGGCAUAACAGUUCGAAAGGCAGAGGUGUGCUCGAUUGCAAAUUCCAUCCGAGGCAGCCAUGGUUAUUCACUGCCGGAGCAGAUUCUAUCAUUAAACUGUAUUGCCACUAAGAUCAAUAAUUCUCCAGGAGACUCUGAAGAAACUCUAGGGGAUAAGAUAUUGACAAGGAUAGCAAAUUCAUGUUCUUUGCCGAGUAUACUAUGAAAUCUUUAGGUUAGUUUUGCUGUCAGUUUUUUUUUAAUUUUUUUUUGGAAACUACACAUAAAUUCUAAAUUAAUUAAUUUGUGAUUUGUAAGAAAAAGGUCACUAAAGAUGUGAGUAUCAAGCUAUAUCCUUUUGUUGCGGCUUCUAAUAUACUGUUGGAUAUGAGAAUUUAUUUU
Zingiber officinale is the source of this 2873-nucleotide messenger RNA. RefSeq names its product ribosome biogenesis protein BOP1 homolog. Gene Ontology annotation, molecular function: ribonucleoprotein complex binding; protein binding. Gene Ontology annotation, cellular component: PeBoW complex; preribosome, large subunit precursor. The transcript has 21 exons. NCBI's taxonomy places the organism in Eukaryota, Viridiplantae, Streptophyta, Magnoliopsida, Zingiberales, Zingiberaceae. The coding region runs from base 312 to 2603 and encodes 763 amino acids. The record is from RefSeq and is a predicted model, not a curated record. Gene Ontology annotation, biological process: maturation of LSU-rRNA from tricistronic rRNA transcript (SSU-rRNA, 5.8S rRNA, LSU-rRNA); ribosome biogenesis.